GAUGGUUUUCAAGAUAAAACUGAAGCUAAAGAAACACUGAAUAUCUCGAGAAACAGCAUUACAAAGCUUCGAUACAGCAUUCCUUCGACAUGAUGACAAACUCAAACUAUUCAAAAUAGCUCUCAACAACACGUUCCAAACAUUACAAGAUCUACUCAAAGAAGAAGAAACUAACAUGGAGGACAGUUGGAAAGCGAUCAAACAACCACUAACUUCAACGUGUGAGGAGAUUCUGAGACUCAAAAAGCAUUAUCAUAAGGAAUGGAUCUCUGUGGAAACCCUGGACAGGAUUCAAGGAAGGAAGAGCAAGAAGACAUCAGUUAACAACGAACGAACAAGAACAGAGAGAGUCAAGGCACAAACCAAAUACACAGAAGCAAACAAGCAAGUAAGGAGGAGCAUUAAAUCCGACAAACAAAAAUAUGUGGAAGAACUAGCAACGACAACGAAAAGAGUUGCAACAAAAGGAAAUGUCAAACAGCCAUAUGAUACAACAAAGAAACUGGCAGAGGAAUAUAUUGAACCAGACAGAACAGUCGACAACAAAGAAGGAAAGUCAGUCACCGAGCUCCAAGAACAGAGUAACAGAUGAACUGAAUACUUCGAGGAACUCUUGCAUAGAC
Schistosoma guineensis is the source of this 623-nucleotide messenger RNA. NCBI's taxonomy places the organism in Eukaryota, Metazoa, Platyhelminthes, Trematoda, Strigeidida, Schistosomatidae. The record is from the annotation of a GenBank genome assembly.